Molecule: messenger RNA, 995 nt
Organism: Bipolaris sorokiniana ND90Pr
Lineage: Eukaryota; Fungi; Ascomycota; Dothideomycetes; Pleosporales; Pleosporaceae
Exons: 3
Coding region: 1-939 (312 amino acids)
Source: RefSeq, a predicted model, not a curated record
AUGGGCAUCGUAGCAGUUGCUGGAGGGACUGGCCAGCUUGGUCGCACAAUCGUCGAGGAAAUUCUCAAACGUGGAGGCCAAGAGGUGAUCAUCUUCUCUCGAAAGAACGAUGAAUUAAAGGCCAAGGAAGUCGGUGCCCGCAUAGUUGCCGUUGAUUACAACAACACCAGUUCAAUUGUCACCGCGCUUGAAGAAAACAAGGUCGACACUGUGAUCUCAACAUUGAAUAUGACGAUCAGCAACGAACCCGAACUAGCCUUGCUUACCGCUGCAAAUCAAUCGAAAACAACGAAGCGCUACAUCCCCAGCUUGUGGGGAGUGGAAUACACACCUGAACUCUGUGCCAUUUUACCUAUGAGUACCAACAAGCUUACUGUCUUGGGUGCUCUCGAGUCCACCUCCCUCGAGUACACAGUAGUGAUUAAUGGUUUGUUCAUGGAUUACUACGGUCAGCCACACGUAAAAUCACAUAUCAGCCCUCUCGCUAUCGUUAUCGACAUGGCCAAUAACGCGGCUGCCAUUCCAGGUUCAGGCGACGUGCCUGUGGCUUUUACUUACACUCAUGAUAUUGGACGCAUGGUUGUUGCUCUUUUAACUCUGCCAAAGUGGAGCAAGGAAUCCUACAUCAUCGGCGACAAACUAACAUGGAACGAAGUUCUCCAGAUUGCGCAGGAUAUCAAGGGUGUUAAGUUUGAUGUCAAAUAUGAUUCAGUGGAAACACUGAGGAAGGGACAGACCACUGAACUUCCUUCUCAUACACCCAUGUACCCGUUCUUCCCUAAAGAACAGCUCCAGGGUGUCCUUGCCGGGUUCGGCCUCUUCAUGGAGAAUGGAAGUUUCGAUCUGAAGCCGCCAAAGGAGCAAAAUUUGAAUGAACUUUUCCCGGAGAUCAAGCUGGCAUCAAUGAAGGAGAUAAUGGGAGCAUGGAAAGGAAAAUAAAUCCGGCAACGUGGUGUGAGAUUCCUUGACAGAAACGUAGAUAGGAAUGUGAUGCU